AUGGAACGUGGUAAGGUAGAGAUAGUUUCGGCAGAUGAGUUAAGUGAAGUAGAUUCAUCUUUCAACCAACAAGAAAGUCCGCGUUUCCCUCCAUGGACGAGUUCACAGAUCAAUGCAAUGAUUUUGCCUCAAACUCGCAACAUUUGUGAUAAUACACAGUUGUCGACUUUAAAUGACGAAAUGUGGAAUGGACGUGAGACUAGACCGUCAGCGCCAUUGUUAACACCAAUGUCAGAACCGAAUAUGAGACAAAUUCAGCAAUGUGACACAAAUCGGACACAGGAAACUGACAAACUGGACCGACUAUUAGAGUUAUUUGCAGACAUGAAACGAGACGUUAGUCAAAAAAUUGAAGCAAAACUGGACGCACUUGGUCAGGACUUUAAACAAAGGCUAGAUAAAAGCGACGAAAAAUUUGACGUAUUAAACCGUACUAUGACCGAAAAUUUUGAACGAACGACAAAACAGAUGACAGAAUUAAAUAACACCACUCAAAAGCUCAGCCAGAGAUUUGAAACUUUGUCCAACCAAGUCAGUAAACAGGAAGAAACUUUGGUUACAUUCACACAUGAAACAAAAAACAGUAUCACCCGAUGUGAGAAUCAGUUAACUCAAAUAGUUAAUGUGCAGCAGGAAGUGAACACCCGUGUGGAAGAGUUAGCUCAGGCCCACACUUCAGCUAGCUCCACCCAAGAAAAGCUGACUGAAGAAGUCGGAAAUAUUACCCAACAGCUCACAAUGGUAGUUCUUGAACAAACCCACCUCAAAGAAAAGAUAGAAAAACUAGAAGAUCGAGCGGACCUCACGUCACUAAACAACGACACCAACAUGGCCGAAAGAAUUGUACAUGAAUGUAAAUUGUGUGACGACUACCUGGACAAAAAACUUGAAACAAUUACACAGGACAUACUUUCAAAAACAAAGACACAUACACUGUACUGGUCCAAACCAGCCGACUUGCCAGCGAUAAUUGACACUUUAAAGAGCCACUUACCCUUUCCAUACCGAGACAGAUUAAUAGGAGUACCGGUGAAUGACGUUAAGACCUUCUUAAACUUCUUAGAUCAAAUGGACGUAGUUUACAGAGGCGAUUCACGCCAUUCAAAUUUUACGCAUGUUAGUAAACAAAAUCAGUACCCACCCCAAUGGAACCGUAGUGACGGUGGUUGGUGGAACCAUCCGCCUGCGCGCGAAACAUAUUCAAAUGGAAACGCGUAUGACGGUAGGAACAACCGCACAAAUUCGUGGAAUAAUAAUAACAACAAUAAUUAUCACCCAUAUCAAAAUGGUAACUACAUGCAAAAUGAAAAUCACAGACAGUACAACAACAACAGCAAUAGGAGACGUGAGAAGAACCGGUACAACCCGGGCUACUUUGACAGGAACAUGACAUAUAACAGACAUAAUUACCACCAAAACAAUAACAAUCCCAACAAUCACCGACAGAAUAUGUGGAACACACAACAUUCACGCAUGACAAAUCAUAACCCUCCACGGAAUCCGCCGCCGUUCCCCAGUACAGUUAUGCACUCCCCGCCACGAAGUAGCAAUAACAAUUGCGGCGCGCCAUCAGCUGACGCGUGGGCGCCAACCGGCCGGAAUGUAAACAUAGUGGAGCUGGUCAAUGAACCCGGCCAAACACAGCAGACGACGGAAAACAGUCGACGACCGAGCUAA
This is a messenger RNA of Schistocerca piceifrons (Central American locust), 1677 nucleotides long. RefSeq names its product GATA zinc finger domain-containing protein 4-like. The record is from RefSeq and is a predicted model, not a curated record. NCBI's taxonomy places the organism in Eukaryota, Metazoa, Arthropoda, Insecta, Orthoptera, Acrididae. The coding region runs from base 1 to 1677 and encodes 558 amino acids. The transcript is spliced from 2 exons.